Molecule: messenger RNA, 761 nt
Organism: Triticum dicoccoides
Lineage: Eukaryota; Viridiplantae; Streptophyta; Magnoliopsida; Poales; Poaceae
Exons: 3
Coding region: 1-483 (160 amino acids)
Source: RefSeq, a predicted model, not a curated record
AUGUACCUCUCCUCGCCACGCUUAGGGCACGAUUCGGAUGACGACCCCCGCCUCGACCGGGACCCAUCACGCCGGCACCUCACUGUUGCGAUCCUCCCCGUCGUGGGGGUGCUCGCCCUUGCUCCGGGGCCUAUCUUGCUGGACAUGAAUGGAGUGCGGACUGCGGCGACUCGCGGGCGACAGGCGCGCGACGGCCGGAUCCUCCCCUCGCCGGCGCUCCGGCCGGCCCUCCGGCAGGCUCGGCCCCCUCGCCCCGGCCUCCUCGCGGUGCCCCCAUGGGGACCCCCGCCCCCGCCUUUGGUGCUCGCCUCCGCCCCCUGUAUCGACCUCCUCGACCGCGAGCCUUGGGCUGAUUGGGCGGCAGAGGAGGACCUGUCCGACGCGGCUGCGGCUGCGGCGGGUCUCCUUCCGCGAGGCCGCCGUUUUGGUGAUCGCCUGGCUGAGCUCGUCUCUGCUAUGGAGACCGCUCAGCAAGCGGUGUGAUCGGGACUUCAUCGACAGGAUCAUCUCGGCCUUACGCACCACCGGAGGAGCAUUGGCGCCACCGCUCCCGCCUCCACCACAUGAGCCGGACUAGUUAGACUAUGAUCCAUAUUUUGGGGUUGUUUGGCUAUGCCCCGAGCGCUCUGCUCUAUGUUGUACUUCUGUUAUGCCCUUGUGGUAACCUUUUUUUCGUUUCCUUGGCUGGACCUUUUGUUGGUCGCGAUUGUCGGAUAUUGUUGUGGUGGUUGCUUUAUAAUCUAAAGCGGGGGGAAACCCUA